Molecule: messenger RNA, 1396 nt
Organism: Hippocampus zosterae (dwarf seahorse)
Lineage: Eukaryota; Metazoa; Chordata; Actinopteri; Syngnathiformes; Syngnathidae
Product: leukocyte elastase inhibitor-like
Exons: 7
Coding region: 216-1358 (380 amino acids)
Biological process (GO): negative regulation of endopeptidase activity
Molecular function (GO): serine-type endopeptidase inhibitor activity
Source: RefSeq, a predicted model, not a curated record
CAGUCACGCGUUCCACCCAUACGCCGCAGUCCAAAGGCACUUUGUCUGUAUCGUUCACCAGCACACCUCUGGACGCACCGGAGCCCGUUUGGGAGCUUUGUCAGAUUUGACCUCUCCAUUCCUUUUUUUGGCGGGGCCACGCGCUCACUUGGCGUGAACAAAGCGACAGCGGCGGGUCACAAGUGGACGAAGGGGAAACGACAUUAGCCUCAACGAUGGCCGCCCUCAGCAUCUCAAAUACGACUUUUGCUCUCGAGCUGCUGCGCACCUUGAGCCAAGCCAACCCCACCGGAAACAUCUUUGUGUCGCCGUUGAGCAUCAGCUCGGCGUUAGCGAUGGUCUACCUGGGAGCCAAAGGAGACACCGCUACGCAGAUGGCAAAGGCUCUGUCAUUCAGCUCCGGUGAAAGCGUCCACGCGGACUUCCAAACUCUCAACGCGGACAUCAAUUCACCCUCCGCGUCGUACGUCCUGAAGCUGGCCAAUCGCCUUUAUGGAGAAACGACUUCCCGCUUCCUAUCUCAAUUCCUCGAUGCCACGCAGAAGUACUACAAAGCCGAUCUGAAGACCGUCGAUUUCAUCGCGGCUCCGGAGGCUUCCAGGGCGGAGAUUAACAGCUGGGUGGAGCAGCAGACGGAGAAUAAGAUUCAAGAUCUUCUGAAGCCGGGAACGGUCAGCACCAUGACGCGAUUGGCUCUGGUCAAUGCCAUCUACUUCAAAGGCAACUGGAAGCACCGCUUCGAUCCGGCCGACACCAAAGAGAUGCCGUUCAAAGUCGCCCAGAAUGUGACGACGUCGGUGAAUAUGAUGUAUCUGAUGAAGAAAAUGCCUUACAACUACAUUCCCGAGCUGGGUCUGCAAAUCCUGGAGCUGCCGUACCUGGACGAUGAGCUCAGCAUGCUCAUCCUGCUUCCGGAGGAGACGAGCGAUGGCACUGACCCACUGCUGAAGCUGGAGGAGGAGCUGACACACGCGAAGCUCGAUGAGUGGACCAGCAGAGACAACAUGGACAUCCACUCCGAAAUCGUUGUUCAUCUGCCAAAGUUCAAACUGGAAGAGGAGUACGAGCUGAAUGAGCCUCUCGCUAAACUGGGCAUGACAGAUGUGUUUUGUGCCGCAAAGGCCGACCUUUCCGGAAUGAACGGCGAGGGAGGACUUUUUCUGUCCACAGUGGCCCACAAAGCCUUCGUGGAGGUCAACGAGGAGGGCACCGAAGCUGCCGCGGCCACUGCUGGCAUCGCGGCUUUUUGCAUGCUGAGGGAGGAACACUUCACAGCAGACCACCCUUUCCUCUUCUAUAUCAGACACAAUAAAUCUAAUUCGAUCCUUUUCCUCGGAAGGUUCUCCUCUCCGCAGUAGGAAAAAAAAAAUCGAAUAAAGAUAUGCAAUGAAGGCUA